Messenger RNA from Sitodiplosis mosellana (orange wheat blossom midge), 1634 nucleotides. Its product is annotated as three-prime repair exonuclease 1. Gene Ontology annotation, biological process: DNA catabolic process. Gene Ontology annotation, cellular component: cytoplasm. NCBI's taxonomy places the organism in Eukaryota, Metazoa, Arthropoda, Insecta, Diptera, Cecidomyiidae. The transcript is spliced from 3 exons. Bases 350 to 1192 code for a protein of 280 amino acids. Gene Ontology annotation, molecular function: 3'-5'-DNA exonuclease activity; nucleic acid binding. The record is from RefSeq and is a predicted model, not a curated record.
AAAAAAAAAACAAGCAAAAGAACAGUCCAAAUUCUAACCGUUCGUGUUGUUCAAUGCAAGCGAGGAAAAUGCACUUCAUGCCGAGAAAAUAGAUGGCAGUCAUGAUGCAUGGAAAUAGGCCUAAAACAGAAUUGCUUACAAUCUAGUUGACAACGCUCGAAAAAUGUCAUUGACUUGUGCUUGUAUACAAACAAAGGGGCACCAUCUUACACCAAAACACUCAUAAAAGAUACCUCAUUCAUGUGUUAAUUGUUUUUUGUUGGUCAAUUGCAAUCCGGUGUGAAAAUGUUUUUGUGGUGCAGUUUUAAAUAAGUCGGUAACCUGAUUGGUUGGUAUUUGAGUUGUUCACAUGGCACAAAUUCAAACUUUCGUUUUUUUUGACACCGAAGCAACCGGAUUACCAUGUUACGAUGUACCAAAAAUAACUGAGUUGGCUAUGAUAGCUUGUUCACGGGAACAUUUACUUGAAGCUGCCAAGAACAAAGUUCCUCGUGUUAUAUCUAAACUGUUGUUGCCGUUUAAUCCGUGUAAAAAUAUUCACCCCGAUUCGACUGAAAUUACGGGUCUGGAUAAUUUUAUGUUAGACAAAACUAAAAAAUUGGAUGACAAUACAGUAAAUCUCAUCAAUUGCUUUUUCAGCCAAUUGAAUGCGCCAAUCUGUUUGGUAGCACACAAUGGAGACCGUUUUGAUUAUCCUCUCCUGAAGAGGCAGCUGAAACAACUGAGUGUUCCGUUCAAUGAACAUAUCUUAUGUGUCGAUUCUUUGACUCUCUUCAAAAAAAUUGAGGAAAAUGCAACAUCCGCUGGAUCAGCGUUGGAAGAGUUUGUAAAUACGGAUUUACAAGCUGUUCAGAAAAGAAAUGAGAAAACACCAUCCAAGGGGGUCUCAUUUGCCCUAAUAUCAAGAAAUCCCUAUGAAAAACCGAGUGCAGCAAGACGACUUUUUGCAUCCCAAUCCAACUCAUCUAGCGCAUCUAAUGUUCAUCCUGGUAAUAGCCUAUCGUCGACCAAAAAAUCUUAUAAACUUACUGAGAUUUAUAAAAGACUGAAUGAACGCACACCUGAUGUCGCACACAAUGCAGAAGCUGAUACCAUAACUAUGCUACUAUGUGCAAUCGCUGUGAAAGACGAAUUUGUUCAAAUGGCUGACUCCAUGGCUAUUCGAUUUGAUGAUGUUGGAAUUAAAUUUUAAAGUCCCAAAAUGAAGUAAUUUUCUUAAGUGAUAUUGACCUAUUUGAAUCGCAUUCAAAGAGAUUUUGCAUGAAUUUUUUCCUAUUUUAAAUUUUUCAAGAUAACAAUCCAGGUGGAUGUUCUAUAUUUUGUAAUGAACAAUAAAUAAAAUCAGAUUUAUCAAGACAAUAGCACCUUUUUUCUCAUUCCUCAAUGACAUACGGUUAAUGUUCUUUUGUUCAAUGUGAACUCGACCAUGAACAAUCUGUAUAUUUCCGCUCACUUCCCAAUUUUUCUCAUUAAAUUGAAUGCAUUUUAUUUUCAUAACGACUUUCACUUCACAUCAAAUUGAUUGUAAAUUUAAGUGAAUCCAAAACAAACCUUCAACUCUGAAUAAUUUGUGACUGAGACUAUAGAUGGUGCAAUAUUAAUAGAGAAUAGACAAUAGACUGUAAGUUUCGUUG